This is a messenger RNA of Adineta steineri, 1092 nucleotides long. The record is from the annotation of a GenBank genome assembly. NCBI's taxonomy places the organism in Eukaryota, Metazoa, Rotifera, Eurotatoria, Adinetida, Adinetidae.
AUGCUUUUCAAAAAAGAAAUCUUAUUUAUUUUCACAUUUUUGAUCAUAUUAAUUGGAUGUAAAGCAGAGAUUUGUCCUGAUAAUGAAACACUUAGUUUAGAAAGUGAUGGAUAUCAAUAUAUACGUGGUAAAGAUCCAUUAAUAUCGGCCUUAUAUAGAGAAUGGUGGUUCUUUGCUUUGUAUGAUCCAAUAGUUGACAUUGGAUUUUGUAUGGGAUAUGGUGUUGCAGAUCCAGCCAAAACAUUUAGUUUGCAAUCAUCAGAUAUUGCUGGAAUGUUAUGGACUUCCGUAUCAAAUAAUACUGGGCAAGAUCCAAUAGGUAUUUUAGAUACAUACAGUUACGAAGAUUUUUCUGCUCAUAAACAAAAUGCAAAUGUUACCGUUGGAAAACAAAAUUCCAUCAAAGUUUUAGAUGAUAGAACGUAUGAAGUUGUAGGCAGUAGCAGAAAUGGUCAAAUAAAUUGGUCAUUAACAUUUAAGCAAAUGUCAUAUGCUUGUAGACAAAGAAUAGAUGUACCUCAAUUGUUAGAAUUAGAUUGGAUAUCAUAUAUGCCUAGUGCUAAUGUAUAUGGAGUUAUACAAUAUAAUAAUACUCGAGUUACGAUUAACACGACUGCUUAUCAUGAUCAUAAUUAUGGUGCUUGGCCAACAAAUCUUUUCAAUUGGAUUUGGUCACAAUUUCAUCGUAUUGAUAAAGAAUUUUCAUUUGUUUUAGGUAGUUAUCAUAUUCCAUUAACUAAUGAAUAUAUUGGAUAUGUAUUUAUUCGAUGGAGAAAUUUACGAAUUAAAAUCGGAACAUUAUGUGGUAAUGCAUUUCAUUUAACACCAUUAGAAUGGCAAAUUGUUGAUAAUAAAAAAUAUGCUAUUCAUACAAGAGUUCAAACAGAAAAUAAAAAUUAUAAAAUUGAUAUUGCAUAUAAAGCUAGAGUAAGCAAUAAUAAUCCUGGUGGUCGUGGUUUAGGAUUAGAUGUUUUCGAACAAAUUUCUCAAUAUCAAGUUUCUUUUUAUGAAAAUCAAGGAGGCAAUUGGAAAGUUUUAGAACAAAAUUUAACUGGAUAUGGAUUUAGUGAAUGGAGUCAUGUAGGAUUUUAA